This is a messenger RNA of Rhinopithecus roxellana (golden snub-nosed monkey), 10104 nucleotides long. RefSeq names its product regulator of G protein signaling 3 (gene RGS3). The record is from RefSeq and is a predicted model, not a curated record. NCBI's taxonomy places the organism in Eukaryota, Metazoa, Chordata, Mammalia, Primates, Cercopithecidae. Gene Ontology annotation, cellular component: plasma membrane; nucleus. Gene Ontology annotation, biological process: signal transduction. Gene Ontology annotation, molecular function: protein binding. Bases 63 to 1871 code for a protein of 602 amino acids. The transcript is spliced from 18 exons.
CUGGGGAGCAACACAGCCGCCUUGGGUUGCAGGCACUCCUGUCCAAGUCGCAGUGGGACGCCAUGGAGCGCUCCCUGCACCGCGUCUCCCUCGGGAGCCGGCGUGCCCACCCGGACUUGUCCUUCUACCUCGCCACCUUUGGUCAGCUGAGGCUGUCCAUUGAUGCCCAGGACCGGGUUCUGCUGCUUCACAUUAUAGAAGGUAAAGGCCUGAUCAGCAAACAGCCUGGCGCCUGUGAUCCGUAUGUAAAGAUUUCUUUGAUCCCUGAAGAUGAUAGACUACACCAUCAGAAGACGCAGACUGUUCCAGACUGCAGAGACCCAGCUUUCCACGAGCACUUCUUCCUUCCUGUCCGAGAGGAGGAUGAUCAGAAGCGUCUCUUGGUUACUGUGUGGAACAGGGCCAGCCAGUCCAGACAGAGUGGACUCAUUGGCUGCAUGAGCUUUGGGAUGAAGUCUCUCCUGACUCCAGACAAGGAGAUCAGUGGUUGGUACUACCUCCUAGGGGAGCAUCUGGGCCGGACCAAGCACCUGAAGGUGGCCAGGCGGCGACUGCGGCCGCUGCGAGACCCACUGCUGAGAAUGCCAGGAGGUGGGGAUGCUGAGAAUGGGAAGAAACUAAAGAUCACCAUUCCGAGGGGAAAGGACGGCUUUGGCUUCACCAUCUGCUGUGACUCUCCAGUCCGAGUCCAGGCCGUGGAUUCUGGGGGUCCGGCAGAACGGGCAGGGCUGCAGCAGCUGGACACGGUGCUGCAGCUGAACGAGAGGCCUGUGGAGCACUGGAAAUGUGUGGAGCUGGCCCACGAGAUCCGGAGCUGCCCCAGUGAGAUCAUCCUACUCGUGUGGCGCAUGGUCCCCCAGGUCAAGCCAGGACCAGAUGGCGGGGUCCUGCGGCGGGCCUCCUGCAAGUCAACACAUGACCUCCAGUCACCCCCCAACAAACGGGAGAAGAACUGUACCCAUGGGGCCCAGGCACGGCCAGAGCAGCGCCACAGCUGCCACCUGGUAUGUGACAGCUCUGAUGGGCUGCUGCUUGGCGGCUGGGAGCGCUACACCGAGGUGGCCAAGCGCGGAGGCCAGCACACCCUGCCUGCACUGUCCCGUGCCACUGCCCCCACUGACCCCAACUACAUCAUCCUGGCCCCGCUGAAUCCUGGGAGCCAGCUGCUCCGGCCUGUGUACCAGGAGGAUACCAUCCCUGAAGAAUCAGGGAGUCCCAGUAAAGGGAAGUCCUACACGGGCCUGGGGAAGAAGUCACGGCUGAUGAAGACAGUGCAGACCAUGAAGGGCCACGGGAACUACCAAAACUGCCCAGUCGUGAGGCCGCAUGCCACACACUCAAGCUACGGCACCUAUGUCACCCUGGCCCCCAAAGUCCUGGUGUUCCCCGUCUUUGUUCAGCCUCUAGAUCUCUGUAACCCUGCCCGGACCCUCCUGCUGUCAGAGGAGCUGCUGCUGUACGAAGGGAGGAACAAGGCUGCCCAGGUGACACUGUUUGCCUAUUCGGACCUGCUGCUCUUCACCAAGGAGGACGAGCCUGGCCGCUGCGACGUCCUGAGGAACCCCCUCUACCUCCAGAGUGUGAAGCUGCAGGAAGGUUCUUCAGAAGACCUGAAAUUCUGCGUGCUCUAUCUAGCAGAGAAGGCAGAGUGCUUAUUCACUUUGGAAGCGCACUCGCAGGAGCAGAAGAAGAGAGUGUGCUGGUGCCUGUCGGAGAACAUCGCCAAGCAGCAACAGCUGGCAGCGUCGUCCCCGGACAGCAAGAAACUCCACCCUUUCGGCUCUCUCCAGCAGGAGAUGGGGCCGGUCAACUCAACCAAUGCCACCCAGGAUAGAAGCUUUACCUCAUCAGGACAGACUCUGAUUGGCUGAGCAAACCCAAGGGCGGGACUCUGCUUCUGGCAACUUAACCCUUUCUUGGGCAUCCCCUACCACACAGUAACCUCACCUCAACUGGACCCGAAACAGAGGACCAAGAUGGUGGGCCUAGGGUCAUCUGAAGGGAGCGGUCCCAAGGGUGUGUCAACAGAAGGACCACAGUGGUGUGAGAGGCCUUGUGGGUAUGCAGAGACUGGCAGCAGAAAGCCCCAAGAGGAGAGGACUCAGAGGCUUCUUCCUUCCAAGGAGGAGGAGGAGGAGGACAUUCCAUGUCUGGGCUUCCAGUGAUGGCUCCUGGACCUGCCUUGGGGGCAGCAGGAGAGGUUGGGAGAGGUCACCCUGAUGAAGAACAAUGCCAUGAUCUGCUGCUGCCAGAGGACAUCUCUGCCCAUUCACUCAUUUUCCACCUGUACACAUUGACUCCUUCAUUCGAUGGAUAUGUCGGGUGCAUCUACUUUAUGCCAGGCUCUGUGCUAGGAGCUGGGUAUACUGUGGAGAAAAAGUCGGAUACGGUCUCGCUGUCAUCAAGAUUUCAGUCCAGCUGGGAGUGAGCAUUAAAUAAGUCAGCACCAACACACACACAUGCACACACGUGAUGGCAAGCUGUGAUCAUCUAUGAAGGAAAAAGCACAGAUUUCUUCAAGAGGGAAUUGUACUUAGAUUGCUGUGUGUCGGGGUGGGGAUGGGGAAAGACAUAACUUUUAAACCUAGACUUGUGGGCUGGAGAGGAAGGAGCCAGUCCUGGACUUGGGGAAGAGUGUUCCUGGUAGAUGGAAUAGCACGUGGAGAGUCCUUGAGAUGGGAAGGAGCUCGUCGGGCUGGAGGAAUGGCGAGCAGGCCGGUGUGACUGGAGCUUAGUGAGGGGCAAGACACAGUGGGUGAGGGCCUGACUGUGCAGGGUUUGGUGGUUGAUGUCUUGUUGAUUUCAUUCUAGAUACACUGGGGAGCCAUUGAAGGCUUUUGAGGAAGGGAGUUGCAGGUACAUUUCUACAAGAUCAGUUUACACAUAGGAGGGACCCAAGUGGGUGUGAGAUCAGUUAGAGGGCUCGUUCAGUUAACCAGGUGAGGUCUGUCCUGCUGGCUUGUCCUGGAUGGUGGCUGGGGAGGUGGGUGCCUGAAUGCCAGGCUCUGGAGGAGAAGAGAUGACUCCCUGCCUCAUCCCCCUGCCUACCCUCCUCCUCAAUGGCCCCUCUCUCAGUGGAUGUGAGGAUUAGGACCUUCCUCACAGAGCCACCUUUUGGCCAGGCCUGGGUAGGGGGCCAGUGCUGAGUUCUAGGAAUGUUCCUGGAAGUUGGGAGCAGUGAGUGCUCAGCCUGGGCUAGGUGGGAGAGUUCACGGCUGCCCAGGCCUUAGCAGGGGCCACUGUGCUGUCUUUCCAUCCUAUGCUGAGCAUUGUGAUAGAAGCUGCCACACAGUGCCCUGGAAACUGACUUGGCUUGCUUUCUGUGGGGCUCCCAAGGGCCAGGGACUGGGCUGGAGGUGGCCUGGCAGCUCUAGUGGAGACUGUCCUGCCACAGGGCUGAAGGAAGACCAACCAAGGGGACAGCAGUUUGAGCCCACCCCAAUGACUGCCUGCUGCACGGCUCAUGGGCAAAAGUGUAUCAAGAGGAUUAGAGUCACUUGCAUAGGAAAAGAGGAUCAGAGAGGCUGAGGGCUGGCUCAGGCCAGAGAGGCUGCCUGACCUUGGACAUUCUUCGUGUUGUGUAAGACCUCAGCAUCUUUAGAGAAAGGUUCUUGUGCCCCUGUGAGCUUGCUCAGCUGCUAUGGCCACUUGAACCCCAAAAAUAGUGGCCUUGAAGAGAAUACACCCCUUACCUCCCACUUAUCCUCCUCUCAACCUAGAAAAGAUCAGACAUACUGACUCAGCAGUCUAAUAGGGGAUGGGCUGGAUCUGCCCGUGACCAGACCAAUGCCCCCCACCCAGCAGGGGAGUAGAUGCUGCCUGGACUGGGACCAGUGAUACACAGCAUCUCUGUCCUCCAGGGCUCAGCCGGCCGGCGGGGAAUUGUGAGAGGCUGAGCAGCUGGGUCUGCACAGACAGCAAGCUGCACUUUGAUUUCAUUUGAUUCGCUUACAAAAUGACAUAAGGGGAAUGUGAGGCACAGGAGACUCGCCUGUCUGGGAAGGCAGCAAGCUCGUCUCUCCUGGACCUGGUGACCUACCUGUGUCUACCAGACAGGUGCAGAGGACAGAAGCUCUGACCACAAAGAAAUGGACAAUCUGAAUGCAGCACACAGCCCUGGGGACAGGACUUUUCACGCAGCCUGUCCUGACAAGCUGCUGAGUUGAGCAGAUGCUCACAUCAGGGUCCCAGGCCCAGCUGUUAGGGAAGCAGACAUCAGUUCCUGGUGGGCCUUGGGCAGUGACUGUGGUGAGCCAUAGCACCAUUGCUGCUCUGCCUCUCAAAUCGAUGGAACAAUUAAUUUGGCUCCACAGGCUCAAGAAGAUGAAACAUGACCUGAUGGCCACUGCUGUCCAGCAUCCCAGUCCAUCCUAGCUGUCCAGGAUGAUGAACAAGCUAUCGAAAUUGCACUUGAGAGCUAUAGUCACGGGAAGCAUUGCCGAGCCCCUCCCUACUACAUAAAUCAUGCUAAGAAGCACACAAUGGCCUCUUUCCUGAUGGGCCAAUUGUCUUGGUUUGGUGUCUCAGGCCCAGGAGCUGGGAGGAUGGGAGCACAACCAUUUAUUGUUGGAAAGACCAUCUGUGCAACUUGAAUACAAAGUUAUUCUUUAGUUCACCACUCACCCCCGACUCUCUGAUCCUAUUUUCACGUUUGUUUGUUUGUUUUUUUAAUGCCUCAGGCUCUGGGUCUUUUAAAACUCUUCAUUUAUCCUGUAAGCCAUCAGUCCUGGAUCUCUGCUGACCUGGGUCUUUUGGCCAUUUGGGAGUUUGGACUUUGCAGACCUUUUGGAAAUAAUGACAUUUAUUUAUAUAUGUCUUAUAUUUUUAUUCUUUAUUUUUUUCCCCAUAAAUUCUCCCACCAAAGUCCUCAUUUGUCACACUUGGCACCAAGGCACCAAGAGGGUUUUGCAAAGUGAAGAUGCAGGCAGUUUUGCAAUGUGGAAGGACUCCGCACAGCGAAAGCCCCACAGUGAGAGCCUGAACUUUGGAGACAGCAACUGGGGUCCCCAAGCAUGAUCUCCCCUCAGCCUCCCAGCAGCCUUGUUUUAUGGGUGAAAGAGACCAAGGCUCUGAGAAGUUAGAUGUUUUAUCCUAGGUCGCACAGCUGCCAAGGGCCAAGCUUGCCCUCAAGCCGAGGCCUUUGAACCUCAUCUACCGCUCAUUUCAGAUAAAAAGGUUUGCCUUUUAGGGAUAGAAGUAAGAGAAAUCAAUCAUCUCCAGGAAGAGGCAAGAGAGGGAUAUCCGGCAUGUCAGAAGCUGUGGCCCAUCAAGCUGUAGAGGGGAUGCUUUUAGGAUAAAUAAAAUGAGAUGCCUUAAUUUCCACCCAGUGGAGGAUAAACUUCCAGAAUGCAUUUUCCUGAGGGUGGCACAGGCUGAAAAGAUCAAUAGCUUCCCACAAGAUUUGAAAAAAGCCUAAAAGGAGAGAUCAGAUUGAGCUCCUUAAGACAGGUUCUCAGGGAGCUCUGGAAUGGGUAGCUUACACCCCUUCCCCUUUUGAAUUUGGCAUCAAAAGGAUCAGCAGACAGAGUCCUGAAGUGCUUGGCAGUGAUGGAAGGUUGGCCAAAGGCAGAGAGGUAUAACUUCAGGCUCAGGGUGGCUUGUGCCCAGCGUAAGUACUGGAAGGAGGCCUUUGACCUGAGACCAGCUGAGGGUAGGGAGACAGCCUGCCCAUGCUGAACCUGCCAGGUUUUGUGCCCAGGUUUUGCUAAUUGACUGAUUUAGAAUCUCAGCCCUGAAUAACAGGGAAUCGGAUCUGAUUUCAGCCAUCUCCCCCAAGAGAUGCAGACUCUUCUCCCUAAAAAGCUGUUUCCAGGCAGCUUCCAGCUCUCCUCCCAGUUCCCUGCUGCUGCCCUAUUGCUGGACAGACUGCCUUCUUCACUGUCUUGCUCUUGGUCUCAGCUGUCUUGCUAUUGUUUUUUUUAGCUCCUGAAGAAGACGGUGCAACCUUACCCUCUAUCCUGUCUUUGCCUUCUCUUCCCUGAAGACUUUCUCUCAAUAGAGCCAUCCAUCCUCCAAACUGUUCCCAGAUCCUUGGUUUUAAAGGUAGAAUGAUACCAGAAGGUAAUCUGACGGGCUCUUACAAGAGGAGCCAGGCACAGGGCCAAGCUUUUCACCUACCCUGUCUCAUCUAAUCCUCAUGCAGACUUAUGAGAUGUGUUAUCCCUGUUAUACAUUUACUCUCACUAUGCCCAAUUUAGAGAUGAAGAUGCUGAGUCUCAGAGAAGUUAAGAAACGUGCCCAAGGUCACACAGCUAGUGGGUGGCUAGGAUUGAAACUUGGGCAGCCCAGCUCCAGGGCACCUGCUUUGGAUUAUUUAGCUAUACAACUUUCCUGUAAGUGCGGACCAUCCAAGUUGGGAGGGCCAGGGAGGCUGGGCUGUUACAUUCCUGCUUAAAGACCACUGUGGGAGGCCACUGUCUUCAGAAUAAAGCUUGGCUUUCCAGGCUCUCCUUGGUAGCACUACACUCCUGCUUUGCACCUGGAGCCCAGCCACACCGCACUAUUUCCCCUUCUCCAAACUCACUGUGUACAUUCACAGUUAGGGUGUUUGAUCUGCCUGAGGUUGACUGCCCUCCUUGGCUGUCCCCGCCGGAUGUAAUCCUCAACCUUCGAGGCUUAAUGGCUCCUCUGAGAACACCUUUCUCAGGCACGCAUCAGGAGUCCUGACUUCCCCCUUCGUGGUUCCCAGAGUACUUUAUCUGCCUUAGCACAAUUCAUCCUUAGCACCUGGAUGACUAUGAGCUUCCUUCUUGGGAGCAAGUGGAUGUUAUAUUUUAUUUGUCUUUGGUUCUAUUGUUGUCUGGUCCAUAGUAGGUGCUCCGUAGAGUUAGGAUUGAAUUAGGCUGUCCAGUUCAACUCUCCUAUAUUCUAGAACUAGACGAGGAAACAGGUGCAAAAAGAGAAAUGACCUGGCCAGGAUCAUGAGAAAGGUUACUGUCAGAGCCAGGACCAGAGCUCAGGUCUCCUGAUUCUUUGGAUUCAGAGCUUUUUCUGUUGCACCUCAGCUUUGUGGAGACCAGAGCAUGGAUCUACACUUGGUUUAUGAAGGUCUGACCUGUUUCACUUCAGGGUCGUGGAUACCACCGUGUUCCCACGCUGACACUGGGGAAUUCCCAGAGGGAAAGGAAACCCAGUUGGAGCCGCUGCUGUGGGUUGCAGAGCUUACUCACCGGGCCCCUUGCUCACAGAGAAAACCAGCGGGCGAUUCUGAAAAUCUUGCCUUGAGUCCUGAUUUUGCUGGUACUUGCCAUGUGACCUUGAGCAAAUUGCUUCACAUCUCUGAUCAUCCAUUCCUUUACCAAGAAAAAUGAGGGAGUUGAAUUCAGAUGGUCUCCAGGAGUCAUCUGAUUCCAGAAUAUCAGGAUAUAACAGUAAAGAUGAGUAUGAUAAAGUAGCUACUCCCCUCAGAAAAGGUGGAGAUCCUGGUCUAGGGGGAGAAUUGGCUAGGUUCUUCAUCACAGUCACUGUCUGGAGACACACAGGUGUUUCAUAGAAACAGUUCCAUGAGGGAUUUCAGAGGGGAGAAUGGGCAGACUGCAAAGCCUCAGUACUCUAAUACCAGGUGAAAAGAAGGAACAGGCAUUUUAGUUUUCACAUUGAAACGGAGUAUAUGUGUUUGGCCCUAUGCAAAUGUUGUUCCUGGUGAAUAUUCAUCAAGUACUCAUCACACAUAGGUAUAUUUUAGACAGAAAGGGGUCCUCAUCACAGACACCCAAAUUAUGAGCACAUGCCUCCUCUCCCCUAGAGGUGCCUCUUCCAGCCUCCCUCGUGGGAGGCCAGCACAAGACGGGCUCUCCAACCCUGUAUCUUCCCAUUCCCUCCUUCCUUUCUGCUCAGGUGGCUGGGCACACACACUGAACUCUUUUGUUUCAACUUCACGUAUAUAUAGGUUGGUGCAAAAGUAAUUGUGGUGUUUUCCAUUAAAAGUAAUGAUGAGAACUGCAAUUACUUUGGCACUAGCCGAAUAUGUAUGCAAGUACAUUCUUUAACCUUUGCAACUCCCAGUCCAAGGCAUCAGGCUAAUUUCUGUGUGGAAUUUGUGGUCACUGGUUUGCAGUCCUUUCAUUUCUGGUGUGGUCAGAAGUCUCCUUCAGACUCUUCCCCAUAAGUCGCCAUUGACUUUUUCAUUACCUUUAGUACCUACCCACUUCUGCUGGGAUAAUCCUACCCAAGAUAAAUUUUCAAAAAAAUUGUCCUAAAUGUUAGUGGGUUUCUGUUUUGGUUUAAGUCUAUUAUUGCAAUAUGGUUUUCUACUGUUUCUACUUGAUGGAAGACUAUUAAGGGUUAAGUAGGCUGGCCUAGGAAGCUGACCACCAUUUAUAACAUACUUUUGAGUGGGAAAAUGCAUUUAGAGGCCUAUAAUCAAUACUCAGGUGGACUUUGGAAAUAUAGCAUUUAUUUUAUGAGUGACUAGAAUAUUGGUAGAACCAUAGAAACUUUGAAUAUGGAGCUGGAAGCCUCCUCCCUCCCUCACUGAGAUCAAUUGAUUAACAAGCUAGAUUGUAGAAACCAAGUGAAAGAGGCCAAAACUUGGCCAAGGGCAUGUAGUUGGUGACUUCUGAAGAUUCUGCUGGGCUGGGGGUGGAGGAGGGGCACAGAUGGUCUCAGAGUUGUCUCACUCAGCAACUCACUGUGUUGGCCUUAGGAAAUACAAGUCACCAUGUUGGGCUGUAAUGGAAAUAGUGAGAAAGCAGCUCAGCUAAUGGCGUGGGGAGAGGUUGUCUAGUUCUCUGGCUUGUCUAAAUUCCUGGCGUGUGCUUGCUGGAGCAGAAUGAAUGGGGCUGCUGUGUUUUACCUGCAGCUAGGAGCAUGGCUGGACUAGUGGAGAUGCUCCCUGACAUCUGUUCUAAAAAUAGCAGUGGGAAUGGAGCUGAGGGGAAGAGGAGGGGGCUCCUUCAGGAGCUGGGUGGGGAGACCUCACCCCCUUCCUCUUCCUGCCAGGCCCAAUGUGCGGAAGUCCCAUGGAGUCACAUAAUUCCAUCUGGGAGGGUCCUGGAGCCAUCAGCUCUCACACCGCCUCCUCAUACAGGCGAGGAGGCCCUGGAGGCCCAGAGAGCAGAAAGCACUGGCUGGUGGCGAACAAACCCAGGGAGAAGGGCCCAGUUGGCAGGCUGUUUUUCCCUGGCUGUUUCAGCACAGUGGCUGCAGGCCUUGUGAGGUUUGCUGUCACUGCCUUUGGGUGCAUAGAGCCUGGGAACUCCUGGGACCGGAUGUGGUCAGGCUUCCUGAGAGUCGCCUGGCAGGCGAGGAGUCCCCGGCUAGCCCAUCCUGAGCCCUGACCUCAGCCAGCCGGCUGUCCAGUGCCACACCUCCUCUUGCUGGUGUCCCCUCCCUUGCUGACUUGUCCUCCUUUCUUUGGACUGUCUGCAGGGAGGGAGGACAAGGACCAGCCUAGAUCUGGCCUGCUGGACAGAGGCCUUAGUAGCUCAGGACCUUUCCCUGCGCCUCCCCAGGAACAGAGGCAGCUGAGGUGGUAGCAGGCUCCUGCAGGUUUAGAGACAGACAGGCCAGGGUUCAAAUCCUAGCUCUUCCUCUCACUAGCCAUGGGAUUACUGGUGGGUCACAGAACAUCUGUAAAAUGAGACAAGAACGCUGAUUUCACUGGAGUCUUGUGAGGAUCAAAGGGGAUCUAUUGUAAUGCCUGGCAUGCAGUAGGUACUUAAUAGUAGCUCUUGUUGCAAAACCAAGCCAUGAACAUGUAUCUGACUUUCUAUAACCCCCUUCCUUGGGGCCUCCACUCAUGGGGCAUGGGAAGUUGUUUUUUUCUUGGUUUGUUUGUUUUAAUGCAGUUGACUUUUGUUGUUGUUGUUGUUGUUGUUGUGUUGUAGCAAAAGUAAUCCAUGUGAUUGAUGUUUAUUAUGAAGAAAACAUUUAAUACAGAUGAACCAGGAACAGGGAAUGAAGUUCAUCCUCAAUCCCAGCACCCAGAGAUAAACCACUGUUAACAUUUUGGAAUGUGUCCUGUCAGGCAUUCAUUUAUACAUACAUAUAUCUUAUUUGCAAAUUGGGGUUACUGGUGCAAUUUUCUAACCUGCUUUUUCUCCCCCAUUUAACAGCAUAGUGUAUCCAUGUUUCCAUUUCAAUAAAUAUUCUUCUACAACAUCA